Mugil cephalus (flathead mullet) is the source of this 11701-nucleotide messenger RNA. RefSeq names its product low density lipoprotein receptor-related protein 8, apolipoprotein e receptor (gene lrp8). NCBI's taxonomy places the organism in Eukaryota, Metazoa, Chordata, Actinopteri, Mugiliformes, Mugilidae. The transcript has 18 exons. Bases 404 to 3442 code for a protein of 1012 amino acids. Gene Ontology annotation, molecular function: protein binding; calcium ion binding. The record is from RefSeq and is a predicted model, not a curated record.
ACGUGUGCUCACUUGGACGGGUUAAAUGCAGAAGUAACACUGAUAAUAAAAUAGUGUGGGCUACCAAAGCUGGUUUCAUUCAUUGACUGUUUCCUGCCGGGUAGAUCACGAAAAACGUGCAAACUACCCUACGUGACUCAGCUUUUUGUGACUUCCCUGUCUCAGUCAACGUAGUUCUGUUACCUACUACUCACAGACUCCACCAACACGCUCUCCCGCCCAUCAGCGUCACCGAUUCAAAUUGCAGAGUGAAAGAAAGCAGCGAGCCGGGCUGAUCGCACUCACACACUCCCGAGCAGCGGCGGAGAGAGGAGCGCGCACAGCGAGCGAGAGGCUGUAGACCCUUCACCGGUUUAUUCUCUUGCAUGAACGCGACCGCAAAACCAGCACCAGGGAUCUAACUAUGUGGACACAAGUCGGCCAGCUCGUGCUGUUACAUUUGCUGCUCAUGGAGCUCUACUGCGCUAAAGGAACUCAUACGGAGUCGGAGUGUGAAACCGGGCAGUUUCAGUGCAACAACGGACGGUGCAUCCCGACCCUGUGGAGAUGUGACGACGACGACGACUGCUCAGACAACAGCGACGAGGAAAACUGUCCAAAGAAGACAUGUGCAACCACAGACUUCGCCUGUGCGAAUGGACAGUGUGUUCCUGCUAGGUGGCGCUGUGACGGAGAACCGGAGUGUGCGGACGGUUCAGACGAGGCUGACGCAAUCUGCAGCCGGCAGACUUGUCCGCCUGAGAAGUUUGAUUGUGGAGGGGCUGCCAGCAAAUGUGUUUCGUUGUCAUGGCGAUGCGACGGCGAGAGAGACUGCGAGAACGGGGCAGACGAGGAGCAGUGCGCUGCAGACGCCAAGGCCUGCUCCUCCAAAGAUUUCCACUGCCGCAACGGGAAGUGUCUGGCUCAGAUAUACGUGUGCGACGGCGACGAUGACUGCGGGGACGCCAGCGACGAGGAGAAAUGCUCGGCCCCGACCUGCGGCCAGCACGACUUCCGCUGCAACGACUCCGAGUGCAUCCCGGCCCUGUGGAGCUGUGACGGCGACCCGGACUGCAAGGACAAGUCAGACGAGUCCAUGGAGCGCUGCAGCCGCAGGACGGAGGCCCAGAAACCUCUCUGCCCAGCGAGCGAGUUUCAGUGCGGGAGUGGGGAGUGCGUGCACAUGAACUGGAAGUGCGACGGCGACGCAGACUGCAAGGACAAAUCAGACGAGGCGAACUGUCCCCUGCUCACAUGUCGACCCGAUGAGUUCCAGUGCGGUGAUGGCUCCUGUAUUCACGGCACCAAACAGUGUAACAAAGUUCAUGACUGUCCAGACUACAGCGACGAAGCCGGCUGCGUCAACGUGACCAAAUGCGACGGGCCAAAGAAGUUCCGCUGCAAGAACGGGGAGUGUAUUGACAGCAGCAAGGUGUGCGACAAUGUGAAAGACUGCAAGGACUGGUCUGACGAGCCCAUGAAGGAGUGUGGCCUGAACGAGUGUGCAGACAACAAUGGCGGCUGCUCCCACGUCUGCAGGGACCACAGAAUCGGUUAUGAGUGUGACUGUCCCUCUGGGUACAAACUGAUGGACAAAAAGACUUGUGGAGACAUAGAUGAAUGCGAGAACCCAGACGCCUGCAGUCAGAUCUGCAUCAACUACAAAGGAGAUUACAAGUGUGAAUGUUACGAAGGCUACGAGAUGGACCCGGCCUCUAAGACCUGCAAAGCUGUCGGAAAGAGCCCGUACCUGAUGUUCACCAACCGCCAUGAAAUCCGCCGCAUCGACCUGCUGAGGAGUGAAUACACACAAGUGGUUCCCACACUGAAGAACGCUGUGGCCCUGGACGUGGACGUGUCCACCAACAAGAUGUUCUGGUGUGAUCUGUAUCAUCAAAAAAUAUACAGUGCGUACAUCAACAAGGCCAGUGACUCGUCGGAGCAGGUGACGCUCAUCGACUCGCUCCACUCUCCCGAGGGCCUGGCUGUCGACUGGGUUCAUAAGAACAUCUACUGGACCGACUCGGGCAACAAGAGCAUCUCAGUCGCCACGGGUGAUGGCAGGAAGAGGAAAGUGCUGAUAACCACUGAGCUGAGCGAGCCACGGGCCAUCGCAGUGGACCCGCACCAAGGGUUUAUGUACUGGUCGGACUGGGGAGAUCAAGCCAAAAUCGAGAAGGCUGGGAUGAACGGAGUCGACCGACAGAUUCUGGUGUCUGAGCACAUUGAGUGGCCCAAUGGAAUCACUCUGGACUUGUCCAACAGACGUCUGUAUUGGGUGGACUCCAAGCUGCACCUGCUGUCCAGCGUGGAUCUGAACGGAGACAACCGCAAAGUGCUGCUGUCCUCCCGUCACCACCUGGGACACCCGUUCGCCCUCACUGUCUUUGAGGAUCGCAUCUAUUGGACAGACUUGGAAGAUGAAGCGAUCUACAGCGCCAACCGACUGACUGGACAAGACGUGGCCAAGGUGGCGGAGCACCUCAACAACCCUCUGGACCUGGUGGUGUUUCACGAACAGAGGCAGCCGAAGGCCCCUGACACCUGCAAUAUGGGCAGCCUCCCCAACGGCGGCUGUGAGUACCUCUGCCUGAAGGCCCCUCAGAUCACAGACCACUCCCCCAAGUACACCUGCGCCUGCCCCGACGGCAUGGAGCUAGGACCUGACAUGAGGCGCUGCGCCACAGUCCGACCCAGGACAACGACCACGGCUGCCCCGUCCACCACGACAACCACAGCUCCCGCCACCACGACUACAGCGAGCACCACAACAACAACUAGCACCACCGUUGCCCCCGCCACCACAACAACCACCACCACUACCACCAGCACCACCAGCACCACCACCACCACCACCUCCGCCACAACCACGCUGAGACCUACGACCAGGCGCCUCACGACGCCGGCCCUCCCCCAGACCUCCAGAAGCACAAGAAGUACGGAGCGGCCUCGGACUCCCGCUGCCACGAGCACGGAGACGACCAGCUUCAGCAGCGCCGCUCGGACGUCCACAUCCACGCACACGCCCCCACUGGGCCCGAUGGCCCCCAACAGCAUUCAAAGAGAGAGCAACGCAAACCUCUCUCACAGAGCUGCGAGUGAUCACUACCUCAUAGGUAACAACAUCACAGUAGCUGUCCUGGGGAUAGUCAUCCCUAUUGUCCCUAUCCUUGCCACAGUGGUCAUUGGAUUGCUGUGCACCGGCGGAUACCUGGUCUGGCGCAACUGGCGGCGCAAGAACACCAAGAGCAUGAACUUCGACAACCCCGUCUACCGCAAAACCACGGAGGACGACGACGACGAGAUCCACAUCGGGCGCCACAGCGAGUCCAUCGGCCACGUCUACCCAGCAGUGAGUGGCAGCCACAGUCAGCCGUUCAUAGCGCUUCCACUAGGGGGCGGCAUCACAGACAGCAACUCGCACUGGUACUCAGGGGCGCCGAUGCUCUCCAGCGGCAAAUGAGGGGGGAGCCGCAGAGCAGAGGAGGAAGUUUCUAAUGUUUGGGAAAAGGGAGGAUGCGCGAGGGUUUGGAAAAGCCUGGUUUUCGUACACGUCGGCCCGGCGGGAAAAAAGAACAGGCUUGCACACUGUCACGUGUUCACGAAUAGUUUUUUGCAGAACUCACUGAAAAUCAUAUACACAUACAAUAUAAGCCCUUCACCACUACACCAUGUUCACAUUCCAUUCACCGUCGGCGACCAUAUUCAUACGGUGCAUACAUUUUAUCAACAGCAAGUCCCUGCUGCCAACCUGCCAUCCCAUUCACUUGUGCAAUGUGUUUUGUGUUUCUGGUUAUUGAAGUGUAUGUCCCCGUUUCCUGACACGCACACACACACACAAAAAAACAAAAAAAAAACGACACAGAUGAAAGGUGUCAUCCGUUGUUUACAGAAGUAGAAAUUCUUUUUUUUUUUUAUUUCAGCUUGGUCACUAGAUAGCUGAAAACAUGAGCCACGAGGUAACGAAGUGAGGAAUUUUGGAACGACUGUUCUUAUAUAUGAUGACAAGGAGUCGUCCAGGUUCUAACCAAACAAGAGCAUUGAGUCAUAAAUGAUUACUGCUAUCUGAGUGCAAACAGGGUUCAUUGAAGUUUUGAGAUUCCUUUGAAGAGAAAAGGGAUUAGCUUUAUAUUUUACUUGAAAGAGGACUGCACGGCACAAGGAUAGACCACUACUCAAAGCAAAUUGAAGUUUUAAAGUGGGUAGUGACUGUGUAAAUAAUGCACAAAUGGUAAAAAAAAAAAAAAGGGAGCACAAAUCAGGAAUUUUUGCAUUUGAGUGCAUUUGCAGAAACUACAAAUCUCAACAUUAGGGCUGCAGACCGCCCUGCUCAUUUUCCACUGAUGGAGAAGCAGUUUCGGGUGAAUCGGUCGUUUGUCAAACUCUGGAAGCAAUGGCAGCUGUAGAGGUGGAAAUACACUCACAUCUAGAGUCAUCGGGACACUUGUGACAUUUAUUGAAUAUAUCUGUUGUUUUGGGUGUCAGCGAAGUGGGGAAGGGCAGCCAAAAAGGAUUAUUGGGGAGUGGGGGUGAUGGAGGGGCGGAUGGCAGCCUAGCGCUUUGAUCGGUUGGCAUGGUAACACAGAUUCUUUUGUGUUGCUCCACAGAGAAAGAAGGCAAAGAAUUCUGGGUAUCACUGGCACGAUGACAGGGAGGGAGCGCAGACACGCACACAAACACACACACGCGCGCACGAAACAGGUGCACGACUGAGUCAUAUUAAGAUUCAAGGUCGAAGUAACAACCGCCUCUCCUCAGCGAGGAGCCGCGGGAAGGCGACUUCGCUCCCUUUCCAUCCUCCUCUUUCAUUAUUUAUGUCUGCACAACCCCCUUUUGUUGUCUUUUAGCUUUUUGCUUGUUUCCGUGCCUCUCCUUAACUUUUGUCUUGGUUUCGCGUAGUAGCAUUGUGGCAUCUCAGGCAAACCAGAGGGAGCCAGGCUGGCGUUAUGUGGGCCAGACAUUUGCAGCCGUGGGCAAGCGAGCUGCAUUCCUCGCCUAGGAGCAGCCAAGGAAGGAGGGGACGAACAAGUGUGUGUGUGUGUUGGGGGGGGGGUAAAGAGGAGAAGUGAGGCCAGCAAAGAGGGGGAAAUGGAGGAUGAGAAAUCUAAUUUUGUCAUGGGUUCCAGCUAAACGUGAAUUUUUCUCCUCUUGUUUUCUCUCUCCUUCACCAGCCUUCUGUGGUAACAGUCUUUUUAUUUGCUGUUUGCAGCGCGUGGCACUCAGUCUGGAGGAUGAUGGCUAUCCCUGAGGGUGGUGGGGGGAUGCAGCCCGCCCCCCCACCCUCUAGUCCCAUCCUGGCCCCUCCUCUCGCCACAGCCUCGACACCACUACAGUGAGGCCAGUACAACGCAGAGGAGAAAGAGAAGGAGUCCUCACUAUACCUUUUAAGGAGCAGGGAUGACACGUACACCUCCCCCUCCCCCUCCCUUCCUCUCCUACUUUCUACAUUGGAGUAACAUUACUACCAUUACUAGCCACUACUCUUGUAGUUUAGUAGCCGCUGCUCCGCUCCUCUCUUCUCUCUGCUUCUUGUUAGCAGUAGUGGUGUGUAAAAUGCUGCUUGAUGAUAUUGUUCGUACUAACCUCGUUGGGCUGUCUCAGUGCACAUUGUAAAUAGAGGGCUACCUGGCCACUGUACAAGUGGGGGGUGGAAGAGCCGCCCUACGUAACUUUCAGUUCAUACGUUUUUGUUUUAUUUAUUUGCUCCCUGUUGUAAAUAUCUAAUCAGCAUCUCUCAGUGCAGAGUACGAUAAGCAGAUCUGGUUGGUCAAGUCCGCACAGAUACAGCCUACAGCACAGCACUUGUCAAGGACGUUUUAUUUCCUAGUAGCCGCCCUUACACACAAAAGUUGACAAGACAUAUUUUUUUUAAAGGGCGGAUGUCAUCCUUUUUCACACCCAGCCCCUUCAGAGUCGCCCAAUAACAUAUGGUAAAGCUAAAUAUAGCCAAGGGGAAAGGAGAGGAAAAGGUGAUGGAGCUGUCUUCACAUUUGGAGGUGAUUUUGGGGUGGAAGAGUAAGGGAAGGUGUUUUUUUUUGUUUUGUUUUUUUUUUUUUUUUUUGGAAGGAUUUGUGCCACCAGAGGGUACUGCCUCAAGGCAAAAAAAAAAAAAAAAACAGCAGCAGGGCAGAAAAGGCAAAGGAUUAUGGGUAAUCCUCUUUCCCGGUAUGCGUACAGUCGAUAAUGAACUUGGGAUUGUUUGCUUAUUUGCAGUGGGUAUUAGGACUCACACGUGUGUGUCUGACAUUAUGUUUGUGUCUGCAGGCAUCAAUAUUUCAGAGGUAGAAGUAUAUUCCAGCGCAGACUGCUACAAAACUCUGUGACUGUUUGGAGACGCGAGAAUCUGUGCUGAGGACUGGGAGCGUGAUUGUGCACAGCGGCCUCUCAUCGAUCGUAAUUAAUUCUUGGUUCCGAAUGCAUUUAAAUGCGCGGUAUGCACGUACUGUGUCGUGAUCUGGCAGAAAUGAAGCGCAAGAAAAAUUAAGAAUGCGUGGUUGUCGCACAGCUACGACACUGUUAUUUAUUCACUGUUACAAAUGAAGUCUGACGUUGCAGCUGACACAGAUACGUAUUGAUAGCUGCAAACAACUGUCAAGAGCGAUGUUUUGUUUUUAUCUUGCUGAAUUUUGGGCCCGUGCAACUCCUGAUCCAUCACUUUUCCCCUGAUUUCGCUUGAAUUUACGAUCUCUAAGCUGCAGCCAAGUGUUUGGAAAUUGAGCAGCCUCUCACUCAUCAGUCGCGUUGUUUGUGUGACUUCACAUGUCUGUGGUUCUGGAUGAGACAUUGUUUAAAAAAAAAGAAGGAAAAAAAAAGCGUGAGAGUCCACGCUUGGAAGAAAUCACUUUCUGCUGUCACGGACCGUUCGCUCGUGGUUGCGAGCGGCCCUGCUUUGUAUGAACAGAUGAGUAAUACGCCGAGGCUGACUGAGCCGAGCGCUGAUUUGAUUUGAAAGCUGGAUAGGGAGGAAAUGUGUGAACCGGCGUGAAGAGCCGUUCUUCCAUUGGCUCGCCGCAGACAUGCUUCCAGCCCGUUGAAUCAGAUGGAAUUGGUGCCCAGUGAGUAUGCUAGUAAUUGCUCAUUGUGUUGUAACAGUAAAUUACCAGAGGCCAUUAUGACAGAGUAGCAUGAUAGCUGCUACAAGUCGUUACAGCAAAUUAACAACUUAUUCUGGACAUCGUUUAGUCUCCUAAUGGGCACAGUUUUAAGCACACUUACAGUACAUUGAAUACAGAGCUGUUUGUCACUGUCCAAACUGUACACACGUCUUCCAUUUUUAGGUCAACGAAUCGGAACAGUGUUGCACUUCAUGUGCUUUCGUUCGGCACAUCCGUGUUUCUUUUGUUUAGUUUUUUAGCAAACUUACUGAUGCAGAAAAAGUCAUGCAAACGUUAAAGUCUUCCAGGCCAUAGGCUCGGCACCGAUUCAGAUUUUGCAUUCGUACAACAGCUUAUUAAUGAAGGUAAUUAUUCGCGGAAAGGAUUGCUCAGUGCAGAGGCUCGGAUAUUCGCGAGGAAAGAAGAGAGGGGGAGACUCUAAAGAGCAGACAAAUGUAAAGGUACAGCCAGGAUUUAUACUGCUACCAUGCGCGAGGCGAGGUUUGCGCUGGGAUGAUUAAUGGUGGGUCAUUUGUUUUUCCGGAUUCCUGCCAACGUGCCCGUCGUUCCUCUCACCUCCCUCGGAAGGAUGGCACGUUUCCCUCUCCGUUUAUGAUGCCCGGCGGGCGAUUUGUACGUACUGUACGUGACAAGUGGCGCGCUAGGCAGGUAAAUUGACUCCCUCCUCGGCAUCUAUCUAACGACGGAGGAUUGAGCGCAGGAGGGAGGCCAUCUCCAUUCAUUUUGACCUCAUACGGAUGAAGGGGGGGAAAAAAUGCUUUACGCACCGGGAAAGAUGAUGAUUCAGCUCAGCAUCCUGUUACACUGGUUUUGUAGCUUACUUGAAGUAUAUGAAAUGGAAAAGAACACAGCAGCCCUUUGCAUCAAUUAUCAGGAGGUCGUGAAGCUCAUUUUAUCUUCACGUCCUAAAGGAGUUGUGAAAACAAUGCUCUGAGGUUAAAAGGAAAAGGCCGUUGGCCGGACGUCUUUGUGAAUUUAGGAUGGAAUGACCUCCAGCCUCUGUGCUGGAUUGAACCCAGAGCUGAGUCAUCUUUGAACUUUCCUUCACGUCCGCGUUUGCCCCGGGUCUAAUGGAGUUCCGUGCCGGGGGUUUGCAGUUAGGAGGAUAAAUUGCUUAUUUAUUGAGGUGCCUGAGCGUGGCACCGAAGGAAAGUUAUUAUUGCAACAAUGCCAAGACAGAUUGGCUCGUCCACUCUGUGGUCACCUCAAGGCCAGGCCGUCGACACUGAAGGGCGCUUCGGAAAAAAAAAAGUUUAGAAAGGGGCUUUUGUCAUUCACUGGUAUCGGGACAUAAAUUGUAGUGGUGGGAGAGGGCGUGCUCUGACCGUGUGUUUUGGUCUGUAUUUACGGCGGAUCAUUAUUACACUAACCAGUGCUCUAAUGUCGGCGUCGUCAUCCUUUCGCCGUGGGUCACAACCAUAAACAACAGGCAGCUAUAAAGAUCAAACCGAGCACUCGCAUCGUGCUGAAAAGGUCUGGAAGGAGUGUAUGUGUUCAUCUACACAUGUUGAGUUAUGUCAGUGUCCGUAAUGGAGGUACCGUGUUUUAAAGGUACCUGUGUUUAUCUCUCUGGGUCAAUUUUCUUAAUUUAUUUAGUGUUAACCUAAUAUUUGCUGCUUUGGAGAACUACGUUCAACGUGACACACGAUAUCUUGCACAGUUACGUAACACAUUUAAGAAAUGUCCUGUAUUGAAUUUAGCUUUUUUGGGGAGAUGUUCUUGUGCAGUGAUUUUGAAGUUACGAAAAAAUCUGGAUCUUGAUCUGAACAUCUCUUUUGCCUGCAUGCUGGAAAAUCAAACAUUUAGUCGCAUGUUAUAUAAGUUCUAAAGUGAUGCUGUAACUUAAAAACCCACGUUGCCAGAACUUUCUCACUCUGUAAUGAGCUAAGAUCACAAGCUUCUGCGACCGACUCCAUUCUGGCGAAGCAAAAGCAGCAUAAAGUUGUUUUCCUGAUCAAUACUCCAGGAAACUUGCAACCCUGUGUCCAAGAAAUUACAUUUAUAUCGCACAAAAUAGUCUUCCCCAGUUUCGUUGAAUUGUUAAAUGUAAUUGGCCACUUGGAUUGAGUAAACAGGGUGUCCUGUUUAUAUACUGCGCUUCACUAAAUCGCAGGAAGGUGCUCAGGGUGGAUGGUGGGUCUGCAAUGCUGCAGGACAUUGAGAUCAAAGUCCAGGGUUUUCAUGCUGGCACCAGUCAGUGAUUACGUUUAGGCAACAAAGUUACCUAGUUAGUGUUAAGAAGAGUAUGUCAUUUUGAAUAGAUAAUGCUAACUGAUUAAUUGAAUACAUUUAAUGUGGACUAUUGCUGUAUUAAACCAGGCCACAUAUUGUUUCCCCAGAUAACCUAACCUACUUGGACACAUGGUUGCAGGUAAUACAAUCUGGUGUAAUUAAAACAAAAAGCUAAAACAACGGAAGCCGAAGACGCCACUUUGACGAAAGGUGAACAGUCAUCAGGAAAAAGUAAAGCAAGUCCUGCUGGUUUCGUUUUAGCUUUGUUUUAAAUAUACCGUGACCCGGAUGGCUGAGAGCUUUCGCCUUUUUGUCGGUCUAUUCAUCUAAAUAUUUCACUCCCCAUUUACACUCGCACAUGAAUAAAGCAUUUGAAGAUUCCCAACAAUUCCUAAUGCACAAAAGACAUACCAACUCCGAAAUAGGUCAAAGUAAAUUGCAUGCGUGACAUGUGGUUUAUAUUUUUAUCAGAAUACAUGAUAUUAGCUCCUCAUAAUUAUAAAAACUCUUACUAUAACUCAUGAUGUCAUCUGUACGCUGUAGUUAGAGUGUGAUUUGUGCUCCCUGCUUUAACUGCGCUGUUGCUUGUCCUUUGACUCCUCACCUAAAAACCUCUUUCUGGCAUUUUUUCUAGCGAAGAAUCUUGACUCAUGCUGCUUUAACCAGAACGCUCUCUACAUUUUCUCGUGUCUCUCACAUCGCGAGUGCUUGUUACAACACUGAGUUGUAGUUCAGAGAGCAAAAGUCAUUGUUGCUGUCCUCAUGUUCAUUUCAGCCAACAUCCGCAUCUUUCUUUUGGCAAGGGCUCUUAGUCUUUUGGUAGACAGGCACACACACUGGAAGAGUUGAGGAAAACACUAGAGGAUGUAACCUGGAACCCCCCCAAGAAAUAACAAGGAAAAAAAAAAAGCAAACCCUUCCCAAAUGUGGACGAGCAAACUGGCGAACGGUCACGCUCUGCCUGGAGAAGCAGCCUGCCCCUCGAGCUACAGUUUUGGACGGCGGAAGGAACCUUCAGUGACUCUACUUGGCUGGCAUUUAGCUCUCGUUGACCCGGUGACUUCCCUUGAUCAGCUGAUUCCUCUUCUUUUCUUUCAGUUUUUUUCUUUCUUUUUUUUGACUGUGAGUCUGUGAAUCGUAGUUGUUGUUCUUUUUCUCUCUCCAAACCAUUCCCAGUUUCAUAUACUUGAUGUUCAAUUACUUGAAGGGCCGUGUUCAGUCGCCUGCAUUUUUCUACCGUAAAAUGAAGGUUGCACGAAAGAAGAAGAAGAAGAACGCGCUCGGGAGGUUGGGGAAAUCUGUUUGUGUAAAUCUUUUUGUGGGUUGAGAUGAUGAUAUGAUAUACAGGGGCAACAUUUUGAUGCAUAUUGUCACCGAGGUUGGCGAAAGUCACCGGAAAUGUAAGAAACAAGUUUUCCCCAAACUCGUCCGCCUGCAUUUUCUCAAAAUGUUGCCUAACGUGUCAUUCCCCCGCGAGGAAAUCUCAGUGUUGGGAUUCUGUCCAUUCCUCAGCCAUAAAUAAGACAGGCAUAUUUUUUAUUUUUUAUUUUUACGCUGUUUGUUGCACAAACCUUUUCGAGAAGCCUUCUGCACUGUGUAAAGAGAUAACGUUCUUAGGAAAUAAAAGGGGCGGGGUGGGCUCCAGUGGUACGGUCCAAUGGUUUUGAAUCAUGACUUGUAAAUAAUACGUUUUCAUACACUUUUUGAUAAUGUUUUAAAUGUAUCUGUAAAAAAAAUUAAAAUAAAGAAAAAAAUAAGCAAACAAAAUAAAAAAAAAAAAGAAUAAAAAAUAUGUACAUAAACUUCCGGGGUAAAAAGGAGUGUAGACUAUAUAUGAAUUUAUUUGUACACAAGAGCACUGGAUUUCUUUACUACUUGAUUGUAACUAAAAAUUAAUAAUCUGCCAAAGUGUUUAUAUUUUACUUUUUCUCCUGUCUUUUCCACUUGUUUUGAUUUAUUUUUAUUUCUUUCUUCUUUUUUUUGCUUUUUAACAGCAUUGCAGAGUUUAGUCUACAUACUGUAUUUAAUUCUGUUGAGUUUUUAAUUUUGGUUGUUGUUUUUUUUAAAAGAGGGGUUAUGAUUUUAAUUUAUUGGUGCCUUGUUUUGUGCUCCUGUAUACUUUUACUCUUUCUGUUUUUCUGUGUUGCGUGUCUGUGGGAGGGGCAGGGGGGACUUUAAAUUGGCGGGUAGGUGAGGGAAGGGACGGGAAGGGACGGGAGGGGACAGGGCGAGUUAAAAACUUAGCAACUUCUGUACUUACAUGGAAUAUCUGUACUGUAUGCCAAAAUGGUCUCACUCACGUUUCUAUGAAAUCAAGCUGUUGAUAAAUAUCUCUAUAUAUUGAUAUAUUAAAUUUAUAAAAACUGUCCAACCUU